GUCUGGACUUGAGCUCAAGUCCACGUACUUACCCGCUUGCCUUGUGAAGAUGACGUCAACUUACUUACUCAUAUAUUGACGGUUUACUACUAGUUAUGGACUCCUUGAGCUUGUACAUAAAUAACAGCUUCAGCACCAAACCAUUUCUAGUGUUACUUAUGUCGUUCUCGUUUGUCCGGCCAUUGCUUGGCUUCAGCCCAAUCACUGCUCGUUCGAGUUUGAGCACUACUCAGUUUAUCCGCCAUCGCUCACUCUCAGGCUCUGUCAUUUGUCGGCAACAUUUACUUCCCGCACGCGCGUAUGUGCCUCAGACAUGGGUAGUGAAUCGACUGGGAGUUGCACGCAAAGGGCAGCUCCUCCUGCCCAGCUUGCUCACAGCUACAGGGAUAGCAGGGAUCGUGCUUGGCAUAGCAACGUGCACCGCGCCAAUCAUUCAUUGUGACAGUAAAGGCACUGGUGCGAUUGCUGUUGCUAUGCCUAGCUGAACACGAGUUGAUCUUGAGGCACCCAGGUUCCACACCCGCCCCGCCUCCUCAGGCCCCACUCCCGGAGUCCACUGUCAAUCUGUAUGAAUUGACAUUUGGUACAGCAGCUGGCAUAUGCGCGGGUGUGUUCGUCAAGAAAGGUGCAAAAAUGGUCGCAUUCUUCCUAGGUGGUGUGUUCGUCCUCCUUCAAUACCUUGGGUCGAUGUCACUCGUCCGUGUUGAUUGGGGUCGCAUGGCUGCUCGAUUCGAGAACUUGUUGUA
This is a messenger RNA of Suillus subaureus, 746 nucleotides long. RefSeq lists its product as uncharacterized. The transcript is spliced from 2 exons. The record is from RefSeq and is a predicted model, not a curated record. NCBI's taxonomy places the organism in Eukaryota, Fungi, Basidiomycota, Agaricomycetes, Boletales, Suillaceae. The coding region runs from base 96 to 485 and encodes 129 amino acids.